Molecule: messenger RNA, 2498 nt
Organism: Strongylocentrotus purpuratus (purple sea urchin)
Lineage: Eukaryota; Metazoa; Echinodermata; Echinoidea; Camarodonta; Strongylocentrotidae
Exons: 2
Coding region: 27-1802 (591 amino acids)
Biological process (GO): DNA integration
Molecular function (GO): nucleic acid binding
Source: RefSeq, a predicted model, not a curated record
AGAAGGUGGUUUUCUUCGUUGACAGCAUGAUUGUUUUCCACUGGAUCAAGUCGCCUGCGAGAAGCUUCAAGGCGUUUGUGUCAAGCAGAGUAGGGGAAAUUCAGAGUUUAACAGAUCCCUCACAGUGGAAGCACAUCCCAGGAACAAUGAAUGCCGCUGAUGAUGUGUCAAGAGGAGUAACUGUUGACAAACUGGCUGAAGUGUGGAAGCAUGGCCCUAGCUUUCUCUACACUGAUGAAUCAGAAUGGCCAGUAGAUGAGCCCGAGGCAGAUCAGCGGGCUGUUGAUAGUGAGCAGAGGAAGUCUCCGGCAGUAUUCUCAGUACAUGAGACAAGUGAAGUACUAGAGUGCAAGAAGUUCUCUAAAUGGAGAAAAUUACUGAGAGUGACAGCCUACGUGAUGAGAUUCGUUAAUAUCUUGAAGUCCAGAAUCCAUAAGGGGUCUCUACCCGACGAGAAGACGACUCUAACUACCACUGAGUUAGAGAGAGCUGAGAUGUAUUGGAUAAAGGUAGCCCAGGAGAGAAUCAAGCCACACUUCAAGAAGGGAGACUUCAAGGUGCUCACUCCUUUCAUCGAUGAGGAAGGGGUGAUCAGAGUUGGUGGUAGAGUGGGAAACAUGGACAUAUCAUAUGAAGCUAAGCAUCCUGUUCUACUCCCAUAUGACCAUGGUAUUUCACUUCUGAUCACUAGGUACAUGCAUGAAUCGGGUCACCAUGGUGUAGCAGCGACGACAGCCAGGACAAGAAAGAGGUUCUGGAUCCUGAAGGGACACCGGCUUGCUAAGUCGGUAAAGCACCGCUGCGUGGUAUGCAGAGCAGCAGCAUGCCAGGCAGAGAUACAGCAGAUGGCCAGCCUACCAAGCAUCCGAGUAGCUCCGUUCACGCCGCCGUUUCAUUUUACGUCGUGUGAUUACUUCGGCCCAUAUCAUGUGAAAGUUAGUCGAAACAAGAAAGCGAAGCACUAUGGCGUGAUUUUUACUUGUUUGAAUACAAGAGCGGUUCACCUUGAGCUAGCAGUAGAUUGUUCAACGCAAGAGUUUCUGCAGGUCCUCAGAAGGUUUUUCGCGAUUAGAGGUCACCCUAAGGUCAUCAUGAGCGACAACGGUACUCAGUUUGUGGGUGCCAAGCGUGAGCUACGAGAGAUGGUGACAGGGUGGGAUGAUGUGCAGCUUAGAGAUUUUUGUGCAGAGAUAGGGGUUGAAUGGCAGUUCACCACGCCAUUAGCUCCACAUCAGAAUGGAUGUGCCGAGGCACUUGUUAAAAGUUGUAAGUUUGCUCUACACAAAGCAGUAGGUAGUCAGUGUUUAACACCCUUUGAGCUGUACACAUGUUUAGUUGAGAUAGCAAACCUAGUAAACCAGCGACCCAUUGGUAGGAUACCGAAUGAUCCAGAUGAUGGAAGUUAUGUUAGUCCUAAUGAUAUGUUGUUAGGAAGAGCGUCGCGAAGUGUACCCCAAGGUCCGUUUAGGGAGACAGAGAAUCCGCGUCAUCGCGUCGAGUUCGUACAGCAUAUAGUAGAUUCGUUCUGGAGACGCUGGUCUCGAGAUGUUCUUCCGCUCCUCGUGCCUAGCAAGAAGUGGAACACAGAGCGUCGUAAUGUACGCGUGGGGGACGUCGUCAUGACCGCAGAAGCAAACGCGGUACGUGGAAAGUGGACAAUUGCCAGGGUGAUACAAGUGUAUCCUGGUGCUGAUGGUAGAGUUAGGAACGUACAGUUGAAAACAGCGGUGGGCAUAUAUCGCAGACCAGUUACGAAGAUAGCGGUUAUUUAUCCCACUGAAGGCUACGAUGAGAGCGUAUAGGAUUUAUAGACAACUCUGAAAAGGUCUUGAACAGAAACUAGAAUAAAACUUCAGUAAAAGUUUUCUAUGUAUUUGUCUAUGUUAAUAUAAUUAAGUCUUGGAUUGAGACUAAGGUAUAUGAGGAAAAGUCCUCAUCCGGGGGGAGGAUGUUUCGCUGAGCGAAAUUUAUUUUGUGGUUUUUUCAGCAAGUCGAAAAUCUUAGAAGAGAUUUUUAGAGUUCAGAUUCUUUGUUUCAUAAGAUAAGAAAAAAGGUUCAUUUUGUUAAUUAUAAUAUCAGGAAAGAUAGAUAUUUAUUCUCUUUCAGCCUAAAUGAAGCAUUUAGGUAUUUUAUAGAAGGUGAAUUGGCAAUUUAAAUAUUUACAAUGUCUGUUGUAUUCAUGAUCGAUGUUUUUUAUAGUAGGAUUUGAAAUGGCCUUUCUUUGAGUAUUUGUUUUUCAAGGAUACCUUACUUUCGACUUCGAUAAGUAGCGAAGCCAUUUUAGUCACUUGUUCGUGUAGUCUGUCGAGCGUCAAGUCACUGGAGAUGAGCUCUCCAGUUUUCCCAGUUUUCCCGUUUUUGUCCUGUUUGACAGUGACAUCAGUGAGCCCAGUUUUUCGGCAGUAAAUUGCUUAGUUCCGGCCAAAGAAAUUGAAUUUUGAUUCUGUGUUGUCUUCGACUCUUCGUUUGAGGAAGCUAAUAAAGACGUCAUAAUCCCA